Messenger RNA from Schistocerca cancellata (South American locust), 498 nucleotides. RefSeq names its product U2 small nuclear ribonucleoprotein auxiliary factor 35 kDa subunit-related protein 2-like. NCBI's taxonomy places the organism in Eukaryota, Metazoa, Arthropoda, Insecta, Orthoptera, Acrididae. The record is from RefSeq and is a predicted model, not a curated record. The transcript is spliced from 2 exons. Bases 1 to 498 code for a protein of 165 amino acids.
AUGAUGAGAAUUUUUUUUCAAGAAAGAGAACAGGAGAAACUGGAAAGGGAAGCUUAUAAAUUACAAGAACAACGUAAUAGAGAACAGGAGAAACUGGAAAGGGAAGCUUAUAAAUUACAAAAACAACGUGAUAGAGAACAGGAGAAACGGGAAAGGGAAGCUUAUAAAUUACAAAAACAACGAGAUAGACAAGAAAGGGAACAAAAAGAAAGGGAAAAGGAACGGGAGACAGAGCGAAAAUGGUUUGACCUGAAUACCAUGAUGGGUACAAUGCAAAAUAGGUUAGAUAAUAUUGAUGAUGCCAACUUAGAGGCAAGAAUAAGGACAGUCACGGUGGAAUAUAUCUCGGAAUUAAGUACUAAAGUUAAUGAAAGGAUAGAAGGUAUUCUGCAGAAGGUAGAUGCAUACUUAUUUGACAGCCUGGAACUGUUGUCUCUGCAAGAUAUGUCCAGAGAUGGAUUUGAGACACUUCAACUUCUGCAGGCCAGGCCAUUGUGA